CAGAAGGUAACCGACCGUCUGAGCAGGGAAACAAAUUUUAACUGAAACUACUAGUGUUUUGAUAUGGAAUCGUAUUUGACAUUUGAAUUUGUGUUUUUCCUAACUCUAUCCGUAAUAUUUAUAGCGAAAGGAACUUUACUUUCCUAUACAGUUACGCAAAGGAAAUGUCCGAAAAAAAUAGAACUAGGAUUUGCAACGAUGCUUGAAUCAAAAGUAGCGGAUGACUGUGUAGAAAAAUGUGCGCUAAGAAAUCACUGCACAUUUCUCAUGUAUGUACACAGGGUGAACAUUUGUAAACUGUACAGCGUUGAUAUCCCCAGUUUUCCCGAAGACGUUACAAACACAGUUCCAUGCAUCAUCGUAAAGCGUUCUGAUAUUGGGCCUCUUCCGGGCGUCGAUGUGUGCAACUGUCAGGACUGGGAGACAUGUGAUCCGGGUAGCAAAGCUUGCAGGAAAACAGAGUGUCCUCCACCACCAGACAUGAUGGGCAGAUCAGUGUUAGGAAAUCUGAACCACAAUGGCGCACGAAUACGCUUUUCCUGCCAGGCCGGAUAUCACGUGACUAAUAGCGGGAAAUCAUUCACCUGCGUCGACGGAGAAUGGCAGACUCCUCCGUUUACUUCUUGUGAUAUCGUUACGGCCUGCGCUGUCGGAAAUAAAUGGCGAACAACAGAGCUCGGAUUGCUCCUCGUGGUUGCCAACACGGAAGUAACCUAUGAUAACGCGCUCAUGUGUUGCCAUAACAACGUAGGUCAGCUCCUGCGUGUGGAUUCCUUGGAGGUGAAGGCAAUGUUGGACAAAGAAAUGGCCGGCUCUAACGAUGAGUUAUGGCUUGAUGGUCGCCGCUUCGAUAACGACGUGAACGGGUUCGUGUUUUCUGACGGUACACCUAUCACUGAGACUUUCUGGCUACCACCAGAACCAAACGAAUAUGCUUCAUGCAUCCGCAGGGUUGGGGAAUAUUGGAGGGAUCGAGACUGCAAAUAUCAAUUCGGCUUUAUUUGUCAGAGAUCAAAAGAAAAUGGUGGAUUUAACAUACCUGCAGCUUAACAGCGGCAUCAAUUCAGUGAACUUUAAAAGAAUCAUAUGGCAUUUGCAUUUGUUAUUAUAACACUUACAAUUAUAAAAAAAAAUUAUUCCAUAUACUUAGGUAUUACUCCGCUAUUUUUCUCUAGUUGUUGCUGCAAUGGACUUUUUCUAGCAUUUAUAAUCUUUAUUGUCCGAACGAAAUUUUAGUUAUCUAUGAAAGCAUUUCUCGAUAGUUGCAACAUCGAUGUUUUACUAAGUAUUUGAGAUAUAACAUAAUAUAGCGUUCAUUAUGAAUACUGGUUCAGCUUGUCCUCUCAGUAUGAGUAGGCAUAAAUUUUUUUAAGUAUGUGAAAUCAUGGCUUUUAAAUGGAAAUAAAAACGGUGAUCAUAUUCAAUGCCAUAUAUUUAUUCCUAUAUCAGAAGGAAGGAAAUGAAAACACAUACUUGUAAUGCUGAUAAGUACUAUAAUAGUUAGGAAGCUUUAAGUAUUUACAAUUAUUAUUUUUAUUUUUGAAUGUGCGUGCGUGCGUGCGUGCGUGCGUGCGUGUGUGUGAGUGUUUCAAUGUUACAUUUUUAUGAUAUUUUGUCUCAAUGUGUCUAGACGCCUACAUGAUUUUGUAAGAGUGAACGAACCACAAAUUGUAAAAAAGUACAUUGACUUCUCUGCGACAAACACAUGACCGAAUUGGU
This is a messenger RNA of Mya arenaria, 1719 nucleotides long. RefSeq lists its product as uncharacterized. The record is from RefSeq and is a predicted model, not a curated record. The transcript is spliced from 5 exons. Lineage: Eukaryota; Metazoa; Mollusca; Bivalvia; Myida; Myidae. The coding region runs from base 64 to 1050 and encodes 328 amino acids.